GGAGUGGGGAUGGACCGCCACAGGAUUGGAGGACUGCUGCUCUCGGUGUGGCCCCUCGCCAAGCCCAUAUGUCUUUAUAUAGUGUAAACACACGCGGGGACAGUCCUGUGUGCAUCCACUCUGCUGAGCACUCAACUUUUUUAGCGCAGCAUCUUCCUACUUCUCCUCUCCUCUUUUCAAGCCAUGGCCGCGCCGAGCCAUCUCCUGUCGCUCUUCUUGGGGCUCCUGGCGGGGAGCCUCGUAGCCGAGGCGACCUACUACCGGCCCCACCGCUACUUCCCGCAUUACAUCCGCUUCCGCCAGCUGCCCUCCAACAUGGAGAACCAAAUCCCGGAGGUGGUGAACCCGCCGCCGCGCGCAGCAGCCCCGCAUCCCGGCGUGCCGAGGCACCCCAUCAUCCCGCACGUCCUCCACCCGAGACCCGAAGACAUCCAGUCCUUACCGGAGGUUUUCCACCGGCAGCCCGAAGUCGCCCAUCCGGCGCCCGAGUCUUACCACCGGGCGGCGCCUCCAGCGCUCCCCGCCCCCCGGGUCUUCCACGGCAUCAUGUUUGACGCGGGAAGCACCGGCACCAGAAUCCACAUUUAUAAAUUCAUUCAAAAAGACCCAGUUGAGCUGCCAGUUCUGGACAAUGAAAUGUACCAUGCAGUGAAACCUGGUCUCUCUGCUUAUAAAGACAACCCUGAGGAGGGCGGCAACACGGUGCGUCAAUUGCUGAAGAUAGCCAAAAAGACCGUGCCAGAGGAGGAAUGGAAGAGGACCCCGGUUGUCCUGAAGGCCACGGCGGGUCUGCGCCUGCUGCCCGAGGACAAGGCCAACGCUCUUCUGAACGAGGUGCGGCAUGUUUUUGAGGAGUCUCCCUUCUACGUGCCAAGUAACAGCGUCACUAUUAUGAAUGGAACAAAUGAAGGAGUUCUGGCUUGGGUCACGGUCAAUUUCCUCACAGGCCACUUGUAUUCCAAUACAAAGAGGACAGUAGGCAUCCUGGACUUGGGAGGCGGCUCGACACAGAUCACCUUCCUUCCAAAGUCAAAGAAAACCGUCCAAUCCGCUCCACAUAGUUACAUUGCCAAGUUCAACUUGUUCAAUAGUACAUAUCAGCUCUACACCCACAGCUACCUUGGAAAUGGACUGUACGCAGCUCGAUUGGCAACUCUUGGAGCAUUGGGAGCUGAUGGUCUGGAGUGGAAAGUCUUCACCAGUUCCUGUCUCCCAAAGAAGUUUAGAGAAGAUGUGACUUUUGGUGGAACCACCUACCAUGUCAGUGGAGUUCCAGACGGUUACGCGGGCUACAAGCUGUGCUACUACGAGGUCAUGAAGGUCAUCAAAGGAAUCGUGCAUCAGCCUUACGAGGUGAAAGGCAGCAGCGUGUUCUAUGCUUUUUCCUACUACUUCGACAGAGCUGUGGAAUCCGGCCUCAUCGACAGCAACCGAGGCGGUGCAAUUGAAGUGAGGGAUUUUAAGAAGCGGGCCAAAGAGGUGUGCAACAAAAUGACCAAAUACCGUGCCAUCAGCCCCUUCCUCUGUAUGGACAUGACAUACAUCACUUGUUUGCUCAAAGAGGGCUUCGGCUUCAAGGACAACACUGUCCUCCAGCUGGCCAAAAAGGUGAACAACGUGGAGACCAGUUGGGCUUUGGGCGCCACCUUCGACUACUUCAGGAACCUCAACAUUCACUGAGGGCAGCUUAAGGGCAAAGCAGUCAGCACUGAGAGGGACGCUUUAAUCACUGCAGGGCUUCCCUCCCUCCGCCCACUCCUAAAGUUGCAUCUAGUGGGGUGAUUCUCAUAAAAGCUACGCAUUACGGUAAUGAAGGACAUUUGCCAAAGCUAGCUUAAAAUAGCAGAAUGCUAGGAUGACUCAACAGUAUGACUUCCCUAAUAUUUUAUUUGCAGUAAAAUAUCUAAUUGUUUAAUGUCUAAAAACAUGUAAUAGUACACAUGACGGUAAAGUAGCCGUAUAUAAAAACAUAAACUAUUAACAAAAUCAAAAAGCCAAACAAUCUUUCUUUGUAGCAGCCUUAUUUUGACUUGCCUCUGGCUGCUAUUGACGGCGCUAGACAUCCAAUUCAUUUUGACUGGAUUAGACAUUCAGCGCCGUCGAUGGCACUGAAACCUCAGCAUGUCUUGUGGGCAUUUACAGGUCACUUUCUGUUCAUUUUAGGACAUUUACAUGUAACGUCCUGUGGAUUUUGAGUCACUUCCUAAUCAUUUUGGGAAAUUCCUUUUAAAUAAACCAAAAUCAACAGGAGGUGACCUGUAAAUGCUGUAUCGUACAAUAUCGUAACAUGACAUUUCAUAUUUUCAUGACUAUAUCCCUAAGACAUUAUUUAGCUUAGCUUCAUGAGAAUCACCCAGUCCCAUUCUGCCCACCUUCCUCUAACCCCCCUCAUCCUCAAAUCUGGGCAAACACUACCAGAACUGUUUCAGAACAAAUAAAUCACUAUAUUUUUAUAAGGCCAGCUAUUUCUACUGUAUGUUGAGCCCUUGACUGCUGGGCUGACUUUAUUUUUGUAAAGCAUUUUUGGUUCCUAUGGGCGUUUGGAAAUGUGUCCUCACUUUGCUCGUUUGGAGCCACGGUCGUGGGCUGCACCCUACGCAACAGUGUCACGGAAGUCUGACCAAGACCAGGGGUAUCAAACCUAUGGCACCUGGUGGAUCAUUAAUAAUGUAUGUGCAUAAUCGCAUGCUUUUAUUUUGACAUCAAUGCCUUAAAAGCAGAAGUUUGCGAAUUGUCUGAUCGAGUGCGUGCACUACUGCGCUUAGCUCAGUUUCGUGUCCGCAGGCGCAUUCGUUCGUUCGCCCUCUCCCGGUCAAAAUGGCGCCGUCAAUGGCAGCCAAUGAGUUAAAAAGGAAAUGACUCAAAAAUGCCCCAAAAGUAACAGAAAGUGACGUGAAAUCGACAGGAAGUUACCUGGGAAUGCCUUAAAAUCAACAGAAAGCAACCAAUAAACAGGAGGUAGCCUGGAAAUGUCCCCAAAAAUUCAAUAGGAAAUCCAAAGUUUCAAGGAAGCGACCUGUGACUACCCUAAAAUUAUUAAGAAGUGAUUGCAAAAUCAACUCAUUGCCUGCCCUUGCCAACGAUAAUGUCCAAUUUACUUAGACGUCCAAUCCAUUUUGACUGAGAGGGGGCGAUUUCUCGCGCCGUCAAUGACAGCCAGUGAGUUAGCUUAUUUGGCCAUAAAUGGACACAUGAGUUCGAAUGAUCAUGAAUAAGUUUGACACCCCUGCACUAGACUUCACGUCCCUCUUAACACUUUCCUUUAUUGUAGAUGCUAACGAUUUCGCCGGAAAUUACUUUAGACAAGGUCGACUAGCGGUUGACGAACGCGCGGAAUUUGUCGUUCAACUUUGCACGCAACACUUUAAUUGUAGACAUUGUAGCCAUUCAUCGCGACUCAGGAGGUCAAAGUUCACUCUUGCAGCGUGUGUUCGCGGUGAGCUGUCACACGCACUAAAUGAAGGCUUUUACUUUUAAUGUUUCCUCAGCAUCAACGCUGGCGAAAUUGCAAAGGAGCAAUACAGCGAGCGCUCAUUAAGUGUAGUUAACAACGUCGUUAAGCUUAACUACUUCAAAAGUUAAACCAAAAGAUGCCUCUCUGGCUUGGAAAAUGGGGACGUCGCUGCAACAUUAAUCAUUUUUGACCGCUUCUUGUGAAAUGUACAAAUAUUUAAAUAGCUGUCAUGUAUUUUAAUAAUGUUUAUUUUAGGCUUUUCACCUUACUGUCUUCCCAGUAUUCAAAAUGUUCCAUAACUACUGUUGUAUAUGCUUUCAAAUACAUGCUCAUAAAAUGAAUAACUUGAUGCUUUUAGUCUGUAAAUGGUUUCAGUGAAUUCCUUGUUUCAGUUAUACAUCUGUCUGUGUGAAUGUUU
This is a messenger RNA of Corythoichthys intestinalis (scribbled pipefish), 3872 nucleotides long. It is a transcript of the gene entpd5a, whose product is annotated as ectonucleoside triphosphate diphosphohydrolase 5a. The coding region runs from base 184 to 1680 and encodes 498 amino acids. Lineage: Eukaryota; Metazoa; Chordata; Actinopteri; Syngnathiformes; Syngnathidae. The transcript is spliced from 13 exons. The record is from RefSeq and is a predicted model, not a curated record. Gene Ontology annotation, molecular function: hydrolase activity.